Kwoniella botswanensis is the source of this 369-nucleotide messenger RNA. RefSeq lists its product as uncharacterized. Bases 1 to 369 code for a protein of 122 amino acids. The transcript is spliced from 2 exons. The record is from RefSeq and is a predicted model, not a curated record. Lineage: Eukaryota; Fungi; Basidiomycota; Tremellomycetes; Tremellales; Cryptococcaceae.
AUGAUAUACUCCACGGUUGUCAGUGAGGGAGGACCAUUACCUCCUCCUGUCGAGAUCAAUGGAAGAUUGUAUCCUGAUGAUAUGCCUAAAGAAUACACCAAAUUCUCAUUUUUCGAGGAUAUCAUAUCUCUCCCACCGCAAUACCUAAAUAAAUGGUUGAUCUUGCACGGUGAACGUCCAGAAAUCUUCAAGUCGAUGGACCAUCUCGACAGAUCCAAAUUGUUGUUCGUGCUUAAGGGAGGUACGAUGAAUGAUUCAGUGAGGAAGUACGAGAAGGAAAGGAAUGAGAAGAGGACUUUGGAGACUAUCGACCUCACAGGAGAGGAUGGGAAGCCUAAAAGACCCAGAAGGAGCUGUACGAAGAAAUAG